Messenger RNA from Drepanopeziza brunnea f. sp. 'multigermtubi' MB_m1, 4557 nucleotides. The record is from RefSeq and is a predicted model, not a curated record. Lineage: Eukaryota; Fungi; Ascomycota; Leotiomycetes; Helotiales; Drepanopezizaceae.
AUGACAAGUCCAUGCCGUGGCGUGAGAGGUAUGCUUAUCAAGAGAGGGCUUGACAGGAUGGGAAACGUCUCUUCCAAUUAUUCAUGGAAAGCCUGUGUCUUAGCGAGGGAGAUCAAAACAUCUGAAGGCACCUUGCUGCCGCCGAGUACAAUUGGGCCAACAAGGGCCAAUGUCAACAACACUGAUCGCCAUCACAUCAGCGCAAACUCGCAUCCCGACACCGCCCAGGAGUCAGGACGCGACUUUAUACACCGAACCUGUUUUGGCGCACCAUUAAUACUUGCAGAGUGCGAUGAUGCACGGCUCGGGGACAGUAUACUACCGGUAUUUCUGUUGGAUAAGAUCAAAAAGGACCAUCUCAGAGCUAUGGGCUAUCUCCUGAUGGUCAGGAAGGAAAAACACUUCCCCCAAGCCCGAUUGGGAUCCACCGGGCCGACGAUCAAGUUCGCGCGAAAAGUCCACUCGGGCUUGAUUGGUUCUGGCGAGACCCCUGAUGCUCUGGAUAACCUUGUUUUGGCGGUACUGUGCGAGAAUACACUACUGGUAUACGGAGAAUACUGUACGUACAGAACAUGCGACGCCCGGACAACAACAAGCCACUGGCAUAAUGACUUCUGCCCUGCUUUCCUCAUAUGCGACGAUUGCUACUUAUACGGCUUCUCCUGUGUCGUCGACAUCGUCGUCGUUCUCAUUCUCCUCAUCCUCCUCCUCCUCCUCCUCCUCCUCAUCCUCGCUCAAGCGAAGCGGCUGGGCACCAGACCUAGCCAACCUUCAUCUGAAACCCUUCACACACCCGCUCCUGGACCGCCUCAGAUUGAAAGCGUCUUAGCCAGCUCCCAAUUUACAAUCUUUACCGGGAGUGGUCCACCCGCAAGCAUCGUUUCCACAAUGCCCGCCCCUCGAAGGCCAGCCAACAAGUUGUCGAAGCCCAGGACGAACAGCAACUGUAGUGCCAGUCUUCUCAAUGCGAACCUGCGAGGCACGAAAUCUGCGCCGGCGACCCGUCGCAACUCGGCGGCUACGACUAGUAGUGCUCCCGCGAAAACUCGAUAUAGUUUUCUGCCGCUUCCUACGGAGCUCCCACCUGAAACGGUCAAGAUCCAAGAAGAGCAGAUACAGAAGAAACGAAGGAGUCUGUUCAGGUCCAGGAGUUUGCAGCCGAAGAGUAAGAAGUGUGGAGAGGCAAGCGACGAGAAGGAGCCGGUCAAACCGAGUGCAGCUGAGCAGUCGCGAUCGCAUAGAUGGUUGAGAGUAUCGGGUCGGAGAGGGCAUCCACAGGCUUUUGAGUCUGGGGACGCGGUCUCCGAAGCGUCAGAGGAAAUAUUUAUCCGGCAUGACCAAGAGGAAGCAUCAGAGCCAUCAGUCACUGCAAUGACAGACCCAGACACACAGCUAUAUGUGCCUAUACGGAGGAGGUCACUACUCCAGCAUGGAGUGGCAACGAGGGCCAGUAGUGCAGCAGGAACCCGCCAACGUCUGCCGCCAAAGCCAACACAUCCAGAAGAGUUCAAAUUUCAUUGUCAUCCUCAGCCUCCUCAGCCUCCUCAGCCAACCGAGUCACAACUCGCCGAACUUGCAGCACUUCAGCGUCCUCCCGAGUUCCUUGGUCCCAGAGUCGAGACUCCCACGGAACUGGACUACGGACACAUUGGGGCCUUCAAGCUGGGCACACUGCGAAUCAUGAAUGGAGCCGCGAGCCCAGAGCCGAGUCUAAGGAGAGCAGCGACCAUGGGCCAAGAAGAGGAUUAUAUCUCAGCCGGAGGAGCGAGCUGGAGCUGGGAUCGAGGUCACAACCCUAGACUGAGCGGCAGAAGUAACACCAUUUCGGUGCCAGCUAAAGCCCCCAAAGCGCCCUGGAUUCUGCGUGCCGAGUCACCGCCUCGACAAGAAAAUGAGGACUUGGGCACGUCCCAGCCCCGGGCGCCUCUUCGGGAAGCAAUGACCCAAGGACAGGACUUCUCGUCUGUGACACCAAAAGUUAUGUGGCGCCCCAUGAUGAUCGACGUCCCCGACCCCGGCAGGUCAUCUCUUUCAUUCUUUGACUUUGGUGGUACCGACGAGUCUUGUAGACGAGCUGAGUCACCUACGAAAACUCUCGAGCUCGCCCACGAGUACCGGCAAGACCUCGCGACCAGUCCAUUCUCGUUCGUCAACUCGUGUCCAGGAUCUCCGGUUUUAAAAUCCACUAGUAAGCACAUGGCCGUGGAUGACGACCUUUUUGCCGCAGAGCCAUUGACUCCUGGUCUUCCAACCCGAUUCCCCGGGUCCUUCGACUCGGGCUACGAAAAAAUAUCAGUGUCGAAGACUGGGAAGACCAUCCAGGGUCCUAGGGAGUUCGUACCCAAGCCGUUAGCGAAGGCGGACAGCGGGUACAGCUCUAAUGUCUCCGUGCGAUCGUUCAAGAGGGAGUCCGCAACAGCAGCUCCUUCGAAGGAGUCGCUGCCAACGCCACUCAAGGAUACGUUCCGGGCUGCGUCGAGUGUUGACUCGGAAGCGAGCUCCCACGCGGCGUCAAACGCGUAUUCCGUCAGAAACGAUAUAAUCCUUCGGGUCAAACGAUCACUACCGGCUUUACCAGUUAAAGAGGCGUGUAGGCAACCGGGUCGACAAGCGCCCAAGGUGUCACUAAAGCCAAUGCAAACCCAGAUGGAUGCUCCUCUCAAGCUUCGACAUUACGGGUCGGACAACCGCCUUAGCUCGGCCUUAUCACAUCUCCUCCCACCGCGAGAUACUCGUGGAAAAAAGACGCAGUCCACGCCAACCCGGUCCUCCUCCUCUCCCGGCGGUUGUACAGCAAAGGAUGCAAGAUAUCUUCGGUCCAUGCAACCACAAGCUCAAUCAGGCAACCCCAUCCACACAGUCCAAGCAUUCCCCACUGCCAGCGAGCAGAGACAGAUCCCUGCUCCAAUCGAAGCCUGUCACAAGCUUGAAGAACAAGUUGACGGUUUUCCGGCAGCCAUUGUGCCGAACACGCGUUCUGGUCUGACGGGAAAGUUAGGACUGAGGGGGAGCUGUAGUCAGGAGACGCUUGAAACGAUCUUCUCCGUAGGAACUCUGGAGGUGAAGGGGGAACUCACCUUGGCCAGGCUGCAAGAACCUUUGCCUGCUAUUCCCCAGGAGGCGACUGUUGAAGAGCAGCCAGCGAAAUUUCCGUCUAGCAACGAGCGAGUCGGUAGGAGUCAAUCCUACCAACAUGAAAAUGGGUUGAGUCAACACCCCCCUGAUAAAACCGCCUACAGCAGACGCCACACUUAUCAAGCACCGCCCCCAGCUUCUCCUUCAUACGAGCGAUCUAUGGGCCGCCCUUCUGUCGCGAGACGACAGAUCCAGCAGAAUUCUGGAACGGAUAUUAUGUUGAUUGAUGGCAUUUCGAACUCCUUGGGUCAAUCGCCUUACGACGAUGCUCUUGCCAGUCCUCCGCGUGCCGACUUCAAACCUAAGCAGCAAGCAAUCUCACAAGAAAGAGCCAAGUCAAUGACAGCGCACUUCGAAGCUGAAGCCGCUGUACGUUUCGCUAAUCAGCGUACCGCGAAUGCGAACCCAGAAUUGAGCAUCAGGGCGAGAAGCUAUGACUCCACUCCUCUGUCUCCCACCAGCCCGAGCCAAAACAUGAGCCGACGCUCCUACGUCUCGGCAGCGGCAUCUGGGCGCGUGAGAUCCAGACCACCGCCCGCACACGCGAAUCCCAGUCGACGCUUAAGUCCAUGUCUGCAACAGUCCUUCGAACCUGCUCAAAUUCAUCUCCCAACCCUGGCUCAAGGACAGGAAACAGAGAAACAUCAUCUUUCGCGGCUCUCCGUCUUGACUACCAAAAUGAACAUUCCGCCACCAGUGAGCCUGACGACACAAGGGAAACUUGUGAGUGACGCGGUAGGGGGCCACACGAUAACUCCAAGGUCGAGGACUCCGCCGGUUAUGCCGGGGCGUGCGCCUCCUCAACCCCCAGUCGCGCAGCCUACUGCCCGGCAGCAACAUCAGGGCCAGCAAUGGACACAGCCAGCUUCUGAUUUGAGAGGGUGUAGAAACUCCGCAGGUGAAGCUCUUUGGGUGCAGGAGCACGAGAACAUAGAACCCCCUCUGCAAUCUCCCCAGCCAGGUUUGCGCUGUCUUAAGAGCAUGGGUGCAUACACUUACCGGGAGCAAUCUCGAUCGUCGAAUAACCACUACAGGAACGUUGAUGCGAGUCAAGGCAAGGGAUGGGAUGUGGGUGUGGGUGUGGGCUAUGAGUACGGACAUGGAAGCGAGAAUCUGGCCCCAACAUGGGUUGAUAGCUCUCUCCGCACCACUAACCACACCCCUCGCCCGCAAUACCAACAGCAAACCUCAAACCCGCAGCAGGAGUACGACCACUCUUACGGCUUGCCCGCUCCCGCGCCUGACAACAAGGAGAAGGAAUACUAUGCCUCGUCCUCCGCUCACGAGCAGCAUAACCACCUCUCUGAGGCGUAUCAUCAACGGAGGACUUCCACAUCAGACAUGCUUGUCCUAGAUCGAUACACAGGGGUCUCGACUACGGGUAUGAAGCUGGGUGCAGGCUUGGGGGCAGUGCAGGCAUGA